Populus nigra (black poplar) is the source of this 2356-nucleotide messenger RNA. Its product is annotated as eukaryotic translation initiation factor 4B2-like. The record is from RefSeq and is a predicted model, not a curated record. The transcript is spliced from 3 exons. NCBI's taxonomy places the organism in Eukaryota, Viridiplantae, Streptophyta, Magnoliopsida, Malpighiales, Salicaceae. Bases 342 to 1937 code for a protein of 531 amino acids. Gene Ontology annotation, molecular function: translation initiation factor activity; mRNA binding.
UCUUCCGCUGAUCUCAUCAAGUCUGAUCACUCCCAUCUCAUCACCCGCGGGUUACCUUAGCCCUUCUUUCAUCCCUUCCGUUUAUAUUAAAAAUUAAAAAUAUUUGAAAAACAAAAACCAUCGACGCACCAAAGCUCAACAACUGUAACCUCCCUCCUUUUUCUUCAUCUUCAUCAACGUAUGUUCCCGGUGUUCCGGCUCCCUUCACGGAGCCCAAGCUCAUCACCCAUCCGAAUCUCUAUCCCUCCCUGAACUCACCAGUUUUUCAUUAUUCUAAAAAUCGUUUCGUUUUCCAUUUCCCCUUUGCGGAUCUUUUUUUUUAAUUUUUUUGAAAAAAAACCAUGUCAAAACAGAGGAGCAAAAUCGGCGCAUGGGCAGCCGAUGCGGAGCAAGCCGAGGAAGAGGAGCGUGCAGCCGCUGCAGCAGCCGUUUCUCAAAGUUCCCCUAAUCUGAAAGAAGUUGCCGGAACCGCUAAGACUAAAAAGAAGAAAAUGUCUCUAAAUGAAUUCCACUCCACGCCCAUCGGCGGCGGUGUUGAAUCCAGAGGAUUGACUCCGAACGUGAUGUUCGGCCUCCCUACCGGUCCAAAAGAGCGUUCCGAUGAAGAAAUGCAGUAUGGACGCCUCGGCGGUGGAUUUUCCAAUUAUGGUCGAACUGGGCCGCAGCCUGGACGUAUGCGUGAUCGUGAAGACAGCGAUGGAUCUUGGGGAGGUGGUGGUGGUAGAAGGCAAUUUGGUGGCGGUUUUGAUGAUGAUCGAAGAGGUCCAUCUUCUUCUAGGGUUUCUGAUUACGAUCAGCCUUCGCGUGCUGAUGAGGUUGAUAAUUGGGCAAUGGCUAAGAAACCACUGCCUUCCUAUGAUUCUGGACGACAAAGCCGUUACGGUUCACUCGGCGGCGGAGGCGGAGGCGGAGGCGGUGGAGGUUUUGGAGGUGGUUCUAGAGCUGAUGAAGUUGAUAAUUGGGCGGUUGGUAAAAAGCCGUUACCUACUCCAUCUUCGACUUUUGGUUCGGGUUUUCGUGAUUCUGGGCCGGAGCCUGAUCGCCAGAGCAGAGGAGGAUACCGUGAGCCGGAGAGGGAGAGGCCUAGAUUGGUUUUCGAUUCACCAAGAGGUGAAGUUGGAGUUAACGAGCCUGUGAAAUUAGACAGGCCAAAUCCAUUUGGAACAGCGAGGCCGAGAGAAGAUGUAUUGGCAGAGAAAGGAUUGGAUUGGAAGAAGCGGGAGAUGGAAAUAGAAGCUAAGAAGACUAUGAGCUUACAAUCUAGCAGGCCAACUAGUGCGCAUUCUAGCAGACCUUCUAGUGGGCAAUCGAGUAGGUCUGAAGGGCCAGGGCUGCAGCAACAAGGAUUUGAGAAUGUGGCUGUGAAGCCAAGGCCGAAAGUGAAUCCUUUUGGAGAGGCAAAGCCCAGGGAGCUUUUGUUGCAGGAAAGAGGUCAGGAUUGGAGAAAGAUUGACCGUGAGUUGGAGCAUCGUGGUGUAGAUAGGCCUGAAACUGAAGAGGAAAAGUUAUUGAAAGAAGAAAUAGAGCAUUUGAAGAAGGGGCUUGAGAAAGAACUUGCAACAAAAGGGAACCAGGAACCUCCACGAGGUUCUGCUGAUGACAUACCCAGCUUAAGGGAGAUGAUAUCUGAGAAAGAAAGGGAAUUAGAAAUGUUGGUCCGUGAUUUGGAUGACACAGUUCGAUUUGGAUCGAAAGCCAAUGGAAGGCCAGGUUCUGGGGCAGGCAGGGCUUCUGGGUUUUCAGAGAGACCUCCUUCUAGAUCUGGGUCAUUUGACGAGUCUAGAAAUAUGGAGUUAAUGGAUAGGCCUCGAUCUCGUGGCAAGCCAGAUAUUUGGACAAGGCCUGUUGAUGACCGAAGAGCAUUUCAAGGUGGAAGGGAAAGAGGAUUUCUUGGUAGCGGAGAUUUUGACAGGCCGCGGACGGAAGAUAGAUGGUGAGAAGCUGUGAUUCAUUGAGUUCUCUUCAUCUUUGACAACAGAAACCAAAUAAUAUUUUCACUUCUUUUCCUUUCUUAUUCCUUGUAUUUUUUUUUUCUUUUUAUUUUACAUGUUCUUGUUUUUUGCUCUGGAAAUGGAACAAGGAUUAAUGAGUUUUUAGCAUUGGGUUGAUCUGUUGUUACAUCUUGAGACCAAGUAAAACUGAAUUUCCACCCCUCUUUAGUCCGUUUUGAGGCAAGGAAGCUGUGUUAUUGGUAGGACUCAAUUUAUUUGAACACCUCGGGACCUAUAGGUUUUUCUUUGGCCUUGUCCUUUGACAGUGCCAAGUAUUGUAAAGUUAAAUCGUUCUGUUGUGCCUGAGCUCAGGAAAGCUGCUUUUUGCCAACUGCUAUGCUGUCAAUCGAUUAUUUUACUGCUUA